AUGACCCAGAGUCCAUUCGCCCCAUUCGGCCACCAGAACAUGGCCCCUACUGCUGCCGGCCUGAAGUCGAAGCGAAAGAGGAUGUCCUGGGGCGCGGAGGAAGAGCAGUCGGGUUCCAAGCACAUGCGCGUUCGAUCUCCCACCAUGCAAUACUCAAACUACGCUGUGCCCGACUUGGUCGCCGACCACUCGAAUAAUGCGUCCGACGACGACCAGGUCAUGGACAUGGACCAAGAUAUGGACAUGGCCGACUCAUCAUCCGCUGUCGGACCUUCUUCGCCCGUCGACAACUACUCGCAAGGCAGCUAUGCCUAUGAGAGCGGAGGUAGCGGGGGUUUCGGUUUCGGCCCCGGGGCAGAGGAGGAUGGCUUCGAUGAUCUGGAUAUGAUGGAUGACAUGGGUGCCAAGCACACAAAAAACUUUCCUUCCCUCACUCCUCAUCCCAACCCUCAUCACUUUUCCAACCAAGGGACCGGCAUGCGUGGUACUUCUCCACUUGCUGCGCAGGCCUUUAGCACUGGUCUUCCCGCCCCUCCUACCAGAGGCGUCUACCAGCCGACCGCAUCUGGGCCUCUCGCUGCCAACGCAACAGACAUUGACCGGGCUAGGUCCCAACAUGGGCCAUGGUGCAAGAGUAUUCCCAAGCUCAUCAUGAGCGAGUACCCGGGUGCCAACGGUAAGCGGUCCAUGUGGACUGUCUGCAGUGACUGUGGCGCUUGUGAGCAGACCACCGAUUAA
Molecule: messenger RNA, 738 nt
Organism: Cryptococcus wingfieldii CBS 7118
Lineage: Eukaryota; Fungi; Basidiomycota; Tremellomycetes; Tremellales; Cryptococcaceae
Exons: 3
Coding region: 1-738 (245 amino acids)
Source: RefSeq, a predicted model, not a curated record